GCUAGAGCUCUCGGAGAAGCGGGACUGCGAGGCCGGCGCGCGGCGCUCUGCGCGGUCAAAGGGAGCGCGGGGCAGCAGCUGGAGCAGCAGCAGCCCGCGGCGCGAUCGCCGCCAGCCGCCUCCACCGCUGCGGUUGCAGCCUCCAAAGGAAGGCCGGGGGAACCGGCGUGCGCACUUUCCCUCGGACUUUCGGAGUGUUUGUGGAUAUACAUGCCAAGCCGUCAAGAUGAUGUCCAUGAACAGCAAGCAGCCUCACUUUGCCAUGCAUCCCACCCUCCCUGAACACAAGUACCCGUCGCUGCACUCCAGCUCCGAGGCCAUCCGGCGGGCCUGCCUGCCCACGCCGCCGCUGCAGAGCAACCUCUUCGCCAGCCUGGACGAGACGCUGCUGGCAAGGGCCGAGGCGCUGGCGGCCGUGGACAUCGCCGUGUCCCAGGGCAAGAGCCAUCCUUUCAAGCCGGACGCCACUUACCACACGAUGAACAGCGUGCCGUGCACGUCCACGUCCACCGUGCCGCUGGCCCACCACCACCACCAUCACCAUCACCACCAAGCCCUCGAGCCCGGCGAUCUGCUGGACCACAUCUCGUCGCCGUCGCUCGCGCUCAUGGCCGGCGCGGGCGGCGCGGGCGCGGCGGGAGGCGGCGGUGGCGCCCACGAUGGCCCCGGGGGCGGCGGCGGCCCGGGGGGCGGUGGCGGCCCGGGCGGCGGUGGCCCAGGGGGCGGCGGUGGUGGUGGCCCGGGGGGCGGGGGCGGCGGCCCAGGCGGCGGGUUGUUAGGCGGCUCGGCGCACCCGCAUCCACACAUGCACGGCCUGGGCCACCUGUCGCACCCGGCGGCGGCAGCCGCCAUGAACAUGCCGUCCGGGCUGCCGCACCCGGGGCUGGUGGCAGCCGCAGCGCACCAUGGCGCGGCUGCGGCGGCCGCGGCAGCGGCGGCCGGACAAGUGGCUGCGGCGUCGGCGGCGGCAGCGGUGGUGGGCGCGGCGGGCCUGGCGUCCAUCUGCGACUCGGACACGGACCCGCGCGAGCUCGAGGCGUUUGCUGAACGCUUCAAGCAGCGGCGCAUCAAGCUGGGCGUGACGCAGGCCGACGUGGGCUCGGCGCUGGCCAACCUUAAGAUCCCGGGAGUGGGCUCGCUCAGCCAGAGCACCAUCUGCAGGUUCGAGUCGCUCACGCUCUCGCACAACAACAUGAUAGCGCUCAAGCCCAUCCUGCAGGCGUGGCUCGAGGAGGCCGAGGGCGCGCAGCGCGAGAAAAUGAACAAGCCAGAGCUCUUCAACGGCGGCGAGAAGAAGCGCAAGCGGACUUCCAUCGCGGCGCCGGAGAAGCGCUCCCUCGAGGCCUACUUUGCUGUACAACCACGGCCCUCGUCUGAGAAGAUCGCCGCCAUCGCUGAGAAACUGGACCUCAAAAAGAACGUGGUGCGGGUGUGGUUUUGCAACCAGAGACAGAAGCAGAAGCGGAUGAAAUUCUCCGCCACUUACUGAGGGGGGUAGGAGGUGCCGGGUGGGGCAGAAAGAGGAGCGGGGAGCCUGGGAGGAGGCUUUCUUCUGCCUGCCUCUCCUAGGAUUUGGAGUGUCCGUUACCUGCUUGCAUUUGGGGAGUCCCUCCUCGAGCGCUUUCCUUCGUUCCCUCUCUGCUCUCCCUUCCUGUACUGUCCCCCAGCCCAGAGGACCAGGGUGCUGGGUAGGGAGAAAGGAGAGGACCGGGUGGAGGAGAAGAGGGGAGCAUUUGGGUGAGCAGGGAGUUGGGGGA
Nycticebus coucang (slow loris) is the source of this 1757-nucleotide messenger RNA. It is a transcript of the gene POU4F1, whose product is annotated as POU class 4 homeobox 1. Gene Ontology annotation, biological process: regulation of transcription by RNA polymerase II. Bases 227 to 1489 code for a protein of 420 amino acids. Lineage: Eukaryota; Metazoa; Chordata; Mammalia; Primates; Lorisidae. The transcript has 2 exons. Gene Ontology annotation, molecular function: RNA polymerase II cis-regulatory region sequence-specific DNA binding; DNA-binding transcription factor activity, RNA polymerase II-specific. The record is from RefSeq and is a predicted model, not a curated record.